Molecule: messenger RNA, 936 nt
Organism: Spea bombifrons (plains spadefoot toad)
Lineage: Eukaryota; Metazoa; Chordata; Amphibia; Anura; Pelobatidae
Product: olfactory receptor 11L1-like
Exons: 1
Coding region: 1-936 (311 amino acids)
Biological process (GO): G protein-coupled receptor signaling pathway
Cellular component (GO): membrane
Molecular function (GO): olfactory receptor activity; G protein-coupled receptor activity
Source: RefSeq, a predicted model, not a curated record
AUGCUUGAUACCAACCAGACAGAAGCGGUGGAGAUUCUGCUGUUGGGUUUUCAGAAUCCCCAGAUUUUUAACUCUUUACUUUUUCUUCUGUUCCUUGUGAUCUACAUCUUGACGAUAGUCUGGAACCUGCUGAUUAUUAUAUUGGUGGCCAAGUUUCAGAGUCUGCAAUCUCCCAUGUAUUUCUUCCUCACUCAGUUAUCGGUGUGCGAUAUCCUUGUAACAACAAAUGCAGUCCCCAAUUUACUUCAUGUUAUAAUUAAUGGAGGAAGCACAAUAUCGCUUACAGGCUGCAUCACUCAGUUUUUCUUUUAUUCUAUUCCAGAAAGCACAGAGUGUUUCCUUCUCGCAAUGAUGUCUUAUGACCGGUAUUUGGCCAUUUGUCGCCCGCUGCAUUACACCUCCAUCAUGAGUUUUAGGCUUUACGCACAACUCAUUCUUAUUUCUUGGCUUUUAUCGUGUAUGGUUACAUUUUCCGUUGCCUCCCUGGUUUCUUCCUUACAAUUCUGUGGUCAUAUCAUUGACCAUUAUUUUUGUGAUCUUUUUCCCCUCCUAGAGUUGUCUUGUACAAAGCAUACUGUUGCUGAACUUGUAGACUUUGUGGUUGGUAUCCCUUACGUAGGUGUCCCUUUCUUCUUUAUUAUCUUCACAUAUGUUUCCAUUUUUAUCACCAUCCUUGGAAUUUCCUCCAGCAUUGGGAGGCAGAAAGCCUUCUCCACCUGCAGCGCUCACCUGACUGUAGUUUGUGCCUACUAUGGGACCCUAACAACAGUAUAUAUUGCACCCACUAAAGGGCAUUCAUUUAAUGUUAAUAAAGUAUUAUCUAUUCUUUAUACCGUUUUAGGCCCUUUUCUUAACCCAAUUAUAUACAGUCUUAGGAAUCAGGAUAUUAAAAUAGGUGUGAAAAAGUUUAUUUCAACUACCUUUAGAGGAAUUUAG